Molecule: messenger RNA, 1728 nt
Organism: Klebsormidium nitens
Lineage: Eukaryota; Viridiplantae; Streptophyta; Klebsormidiophyceae; Klebsormidiales; Klebsormidiaceae
Source: the annotation of a GenBank genome assembly
AUGGUUCUGGACAAAGUGCCGUUUGACUUGCUGCACCUGCUGGAGUCCUUAGUGGACAUCUUUGGUGUACUGGGCACCAAAAAGGGUCUUGACCUCUGCCUAGACGUCCAUGACCCCGGGCCCGUCCGGCUCCGUUUCGAAGUCGAAGACACCGGCCGGGGCAUCCCCCCCGAGAAGCGCGACCUCGUCUUCUCCGACUACUGCCAAGCCGACGGCGCAGCCACGACUCAGAGCCACGGGGGCACUGGAUUGGGCCUGGGGAUCGUCCAAAAAGUCGUCCGCAUGAUGGACGGCGAGAUCGCGUUCGUAGAUAAGAACACCCCGGGCUGCCUCAUCUGCUUCGACCUGGUGUUUGCGGCUGAGGAGAGUGCCCGGGACGUCUCCAUCCGGGCAUCCGGCCAGUCCUUCUUCGGCCGCUCCUCUCGUCCCUCGCAUUCGCCCCGGCCGUCAUCGGUCUUCCCGGUGGAAUUCCCCGCCCCGCUAACCGGGGCCACGGUCGUGCUCGCGCACGCGAACUUCAUGGCCCGGUCGAUUGUCGCCGGGACGAUCCGCGAGCUCAACGCGACGGUGGUCGAAGUCCUCAACCUGGAAGAAACUUCGCUGGCGAUCCGGACGCUCGCGAGCCUGGGGCGCCGGCGCUCCAGCUACGCCUCGCCCCGCCAGUCGGACGGUCCAGCCAGUGCUCCGAUCACUCCCAGCGUCCAAACCGCCGACGAGCUGCCGCCGGACGGCCCCGCGGGAUCCGCGCUCCGCGAUGCUGAAGGCCGACCGCUCCGCCUGGCACUCCCGCACCUUCCGGACGCCUUCCGGACGUGUCUGGAUCCGGCCGGCAUCCGGCGGAGCUCGUCCGGCGGCUUGAUCGACCGUGGCGCGGCCGCGGCCGCGUCGCCACUGAGCUGCGCUCUGCUGGACGCGUCGAUACUGCCGGACGCUGCGGACGCACCGCUGGUACUGCAGGAUGCGCUGCAGAAGUUGCGUGCGGACAUUCAAGAGGGCACCGUGACGUCACCCUCUUCUGGGGGACACAGAGUAGCUGUCGUGUGGAUCGUGGGGGCAAGCACCCCGCCGUCGACGCGCGCGGCACUCCAGCGGGCCGGCUUCGUUCACCUGGUGCAAAAGCCGCUCUACCGCUCCAAGGUCGAGCAGCUUUUGCGUUCGCUCACCGAUUCCCCUGAGGUGGAACUGGCCAGUCUUGAAGACCCGACGGACCCUCACGUUACGAUCGAAAUCAUCCCUGCAUCGCCCAUCUUCUCGCGCCAGGCUGAGGCGAAGCAGACUUAUGUGUCAAUGAGUGGAGCGGACAGCCAGCGUUGGGUGCGGUUACGGUUUCUGGUUGUGGAGGACAACCCUGUGUUAAGCCGGCUGACCGUAAGGGCAAUAGAAAAGCUGGGAGCUCAGGUGGCGACAAGCGGAAACGGUCAGGAAGCGCUGGGAAUGCUCCACGUGGCGAGCUCGGGCGGAAAGCCGCCGUUUGAUGUGGUGCUAAUGGACUGUCAGAUGCCAGUGAUGGAUGGAUACACCGCGGCACGGAGGAUCCGAGAGACAGAGUUGGGCGCCGCGAGAAGGAACAGGGUGACCAUCAUAGCACUGACAGCAGACGGGAGCGAGGAUGCAGCGAAGCGUUGCGUCGAAGCGGGCAUGGACGCAGUGAUGACCAAGCCAUUUGGGCAGGCGGCUCUAAUAGAUUUAGUAGAGAGGCUAGUUGAUGAAAAGGCUCGCAGUGUCUAA